AUGCGCUGCUGCAGCCGCUGCUGCUGCUGCUGCUGCUGCGUGCAGAGCUACCCAGUGAACCUGGAGUGGGACAACGUGGCGGGGUUGUCGCCGGAAAACCAAGAAGAGCGGCCGUGGUGGUACAGCCACGUGCACUACCCGACGCGGCGCGCAGUGCAGCGAGCUUUCGAAGAAGGAGUCGAAGAUUUCCGAAAAGUGAUUGAGUCGGAGUUCAAGUUGCUGCAGGAACACGACCGCAGAGAGGCGAAGCGCCUGGCGCACCUGCAGGCGCAGAAAGAGCGGCGAAAGCAGGGGCUCUGA
Molecule: messenger RNA, 300 nt
Organism: Eimeria tenella
Lineage: Eukaryota; Apicomplexa; Conoidasida; Eucoccidiorida; Eimeriidae
Exons: 1
Coding region: 1-300 (99 amino acids)
Source: RefSeq, a predicted model, not a curated record